UUUCUAUCCAUUGAAAAAUCAACCAUUGUCAUCUAUAUUAACAUUUAACUCCUACUUUAGCUUCAAGCAUACAUUAAACCAAAUGGAAGCCAUCAAAAACUCAACCAAAUUACUAAUCUUCUUUUUUCUAAUCACAUUUUUAGCACUCAAAAUCCAAUCCCAAACUCUUAAUCAAACAAAUUCAACUAAUGACCCUUACAAACUCCUCCACAUUAUUCAUAAUCCCAAUGGAACAAUUACUCGAAUCAAAGAAUUUUAUCCAACUGUUCCACCAAACACAUCCUUAUCUCUUGCUUACUCUAAAGAUGUUUCUCUUAACCCUAAAAAAAAGACAUGGGUUCGAGUCUAUUUACCCAAUAGACCCGAACCCAUUAACCUACCCAUCAUAGUUUACGCCCAUGGUGGUGGGUUCAUCCUCUUAAGUACAGCUACACCUAACUUCGACUCGUUUCUAUCCAACACGGCGAGUCAACUCACCGUGUUAGUAGUCUCGAUCGAGUAUAGACUCGCACCCGAGCACCGCCUCCCAGCCGCGUACGACGACGUUUUGGAGGCGUUGCAUUGGGUGAAAGCGAAAAAAGAUAAUUGGGUAAAAAAAUAUGGAGAUAUAUCCAAGUGUAUUCUUAUGGGGGAAAGUGCAGGAGGAAAUAUUGCUUACACCGUUGGAUUAAGAGCAUCUCAUUUGAUUAAUAAACUAAAACCGUUGGAUAUCCGCGGUUUGGUUUUAAUCCAACCCUUUUUCGGUGGUAUAAACCGAACCCAAUCCGAAAUAAGUCUACCCGAUAGUAGCGGUUUGCCAUUAGCAAUAACCGAUUUAAUGUGGAAUUUGUCAUUACCACUUGGAGCAAAUCGAAACCAUCAAUAUUGCAACCCAAUUAUAAAAAACGGGUCAAAAAAAUUUAAAAUUAUGAAAGAAUUGGGUUGGCGGGUCGCGAUUGCGGGUUGUGAUGGAGAUAGGCUAUUUGACAAGCAAGUAGAAUUGUAUAAAUAUUUAAAGAAACAAAGGGUUAAUGUAAUUGGUAAUUUUAGUAAAGGGGAUUAUCAUGGUGUAUUUGUUACUGAACCGGCGAAAAUUAAAAUGGUUCUUGAAUUUAUUAGAAAUGUAUUUUCUUCUUACUUGAGUUAGAAUAAAUUGUUUUA
Molecule: messenger RNA, 1140 nt
Organism: Amaranthus tricolor (Joseph's coat)
Lineage: Eukaryota; Viridiplantae; Streptophyta; Magnoliopsida; Caryophyllales; Amaranthaceae
Product: probable carboxylesterase 120
Exons: 1
Coding region: 83-1126 (347 amino acids)
Molecular function (GO): hydrolase activity
Source: RefSeq, a predicted model, not a curated record